Eremothecium sinecaudum is the source of this 885-nucleotide messenger RNA. It is a transcript of the gene BNA6, whose product is annotated as nicotinate-nucleotide diphosphorylase (carboxylating). Gene Ontology annotation, cellular component: cytoplasm. The coding region runs from base 1 to 885 and encodes 294 amino acids. Gene Ontology annotation, molecular function: nicotinate-nucleotide diphosphorylase (carboxylating) activity. The record is from RefSeq and is a predicted model, not a curated record. Lineage: Eukaryota; Fungi; Ascomycota; Saccharomycetes; Saccharomycetales; Saccharomycetaceae. Gene Ontology annotation, biological process: quinolinate catabolic process; NAD+ biosynthetic process. The transcript has a single exon.
AUGCCUGAAUAUAGAGAUUUGCUACCAGCAAGUGGCCGCUGGAAGCAAGAUAUAAAAGACUGGUUGCAGGAGGAUGUUCCAGCUUUUGAUUUCGGUGGAUUUGUUGUUGGGAGCGGCAUAAAAACAGCAACUCUGUUCUGCAAACAAAGCGGUGUCUUGGCUGGUGUCCCAUUUACUGAAGAGGUCUUCAAUCAAUGCAAUUUGACAUAUGAAUGGUUCUUUAAUGAAGGUGAACUCCUAGAUCCCGCCAAAUCAUCAGCUAAAUUGCCCGUUGCCAAGGUCACAGGUAAGGCCAAGGACAUUCUGCUUGCGGAAAGAACUGCAUUAAACAUAUUGAGUAGAUGUUCUGGAAUUGCUACUGCUUCCUACCAUACCAUUACGAAGGCCCGUGAAGCUGGGUAUACCGGUAUCAUCGCUGGUACAAGAAAAACUACGCCAGGCCUCCGCCGUUUGGAAAAGUAUGCUAUGUUAGUCGGUGGUUGUGACACUCAUAGGUAUGACCUCUCAUCUAUGGUAAUGCUCAAAGACAACCACAUAUGGGCAACCGGUUCCAUAACUAACGCCGUCAAUGACGCCAAGUCUGUUUGCGGUUUCUCUGUCAAGAUUGAAGUCGAAUGUCAAUCUGAAGCCGAAGCCGAUGAAGCAAUUGAAGCGGGUGCGUCUGUUAUAAUGCUGGACAACUUUACUGGCGCCGAAUUAAGGAAAGCUGCUGCAAACCUAAAGGAAAAAUGGAGAGGCAAAAGGCAUUUUCUGCUCGAAUGUAGUGGAGGUCUUACAAUUCACAACCUGAGUGAAUACUUAUGCCCUGAAAUUGAUAUAUUCAGCACAAGUAGUAUCCACCAAGGUACUGGUACUGUGGACUUCUCAUUGAAGCUCGACCACUAA